AUGAACUGUGCAACUCGACUGUCUGCUGGUCCCACCUCUCGAGCUUCCAAAUCAUUGAGACAGAGAACUCUGUCGUCGUUGUUGAUAUCCUCAGGAUCUUCUUCACUAGCAGGGGAACCGUCAGAGAGUUCCCCCAACGCAGCGGCUCUGCCUUUCGAAUCAUCACAGAGCUUGUCCAGAAUUCCUAACCCCUUCUCGCUCGCGCUCUACUCUUUCGAGAAGGAAAUUAUCAUCUCCAAGUGGAACAAGACAGAGUCGGCUUCGAUUAGGGAUGAUCAGAAGCGGCCGCCGAAUUUCGAGGUUGGGAUCUAG
Linum trigynum is the source of this 312-nucleotide messenger RNA. The record is from the annotation of a GenBank genome assembly. NCBI's taxonomy places the organism in Eukaryota, Viridiplantae, Streptophyta, Magnoliopsida, Malpighiales, Linaceae.